Molecule: messenger RNA, 1026 nt
Organism: Impatiens glandulifera
Lineage: Eukaryota; Viridiplantae; Streptophyta; Magnoliopsida; Ericales; Balsaminaceae
Product: protein FAR-RED IMPAIRED RESPONSE 1-like
Exons: 1
Coding region: 1-1026 (341 amino acids)
Biological process (GO): regulation of DNA-templated transcription
Source: RefSeq, a predicted model, not a curated record
AUGCUCGAUUCAACUACAAAGAGAAAAUUGGAGUUAAAUGAUCAAGCUGGAAUAACUUUAAGUAAAAGUUUUCAAUCCUUUGUAGUUGAGGUUGGAGGUUAUGAUAAUCUACCAUUUGAUGAAAGAAGUUGUAGAAAUUAUAUUUCAGAAGCUAGAAGAUUGAGGUUAGGGGAUGGAGAUGCUGAAGCAUUAAGUAAUUAUUUUUGUCGAAUGCAAAGUAGGAACUCAAACUUCUUCUAUGUGCUUGAUUUAGAUGGUGAAUCUCGAAUUAAAAAUGUUUUUUGGGCGGAUGCUAGAUCAAGAGCUACAUAUUAUUAUUUUUCUGAUGUCAUUACAUUUGAUACAACUUAUUUAACCAAUAGUUAUGACAUGCCAUUUGCUCCAUUUGUUGGGGUGAAUCACCAUGGUCAAUCUAUUUUACUUGGAUGUGGAUUAUUAUCUAGUGAAAAUACAGAAUCAUUCAUAUGGUUAUUCAAAUCUUGGUUGACGUGUAUGCUUGGACGUGCUCCAAAAGCUAUAAUUACGGACCAAUGUCGCGCAAUGGCAAUUGCAAUUGCAAUUGAAGAGGUAUUUCCGAAUUCUCAACAUCGUUUAUGUCUUUGGCAUAUAAUGAAAAAAAUUCCAGCUAAAUUAGGUAGUCAUUCUCAGUAUAAAAUGAUAAAGAAACAAUUGAAGACCAUUGUGUAUAACUCCCUUACAGUUGAUGAAUGUGAUGAGAAUAAUUGGCAGAAAAUGAUUAAGGAGUUUAACUUGGACAAUAAUAUUUGGUUGACAUCUCUACAUGAAGAACGUAAUAAAUGGAUGCCUAUAUAUGUCAAAGAUAAAUUUUGGGCAGGUAUGUCCAAAUCUCAGAGAAGUGAAAGUAUGAAUGCAUUUUUUGAUGAUUAUGUGCAUUCUAAGACAUCAUUAAAGCAAUUUGUUGAGCAGUAUGAUAAUGCUUUGAAGAGUAAGAUUGAAAAUGAAAAAAAAAUUGGAUUUCAUUUCUUUCAAUUCAAUCAUGCCCGUAAUAACUGGUUAUCCUAUUGA